This is a messenger RNA of Triticum turgidum subsp. durum (durum wheat), 1641 nucleotides long. Lineage: Eukaryota; Viridiplantae; Streptophyta; Magnoliopsida; Poales; Poaceae. The record is from the annotation of a GenBank genome assembly.
AUGCAGGCUAGGCCCGCCGCCGCCCCGCUCUCCGCUCCCGCCCCUCCCAACAAUUCCGCCGCCGCCGCCGCCGCCGCCGCCGCAGUAGUCUCUAUCCUCAGCGACGCGGACCCCGACGACCGCCUCCGCGCGUCCGGCAUCAGCCCGGACCCCGCGCUGUUCCCGCACCUCCGCCAGUCGCUCAGCACCCUCCCGGAGUCCGCGUUCCCCGCGCUCGCCCGCUGGGCCGGCUCCGCCGCCGCCGUCUCCCUCCUCGCCGCCCGCGGCCUCUUCGCCGCCUCCUGGCGCCUCCUCCUCCUCCAGUUCCCUUCAUCACCGCCCCCUCCCCUCGCCACCUUCGCCCCGCUCGUCCGCCGCUACGCCCGCCUUGGCCGCGCCUCCGCGGCCCUCCGCGCGUUCCACUUCCUCCGCCGCAACCCCGACCGCUACACGGUCGAUGGCGACGGCUCCCCCGCCGCGACCUCCCUCCUAAACAUGGCUGUCGGGGCGCUCUGCAAGGAGGGCCACCCGCGCCCGGCCGCGAAACUCGUCGAGCGGUGCCGGCGUGAGGGGGAGCUGGCGCCCGACGAACGGACCUACAACAUGCUCCUCGACGGCUGGUCCAGCGCCCGCCGGCUGGACAAGGUCGGGAAGCUCUGGGCUGAGAUGCGUGUGGCCGGCGUGCGGCCGACGGUGGUCUCAUACGGGACUCUUAUCAAGGCGGUUUGUCGGAUGCAGCAGCCGGACCAGGCCGUGUCUCUCCUCGACGAGAUGAGGAAGGAAGGGAUCGAGGCGAAUCUGGUUACCUGCAACCCCAUCGUGCACGCCCUGGCUCACGCCGGCCGAUUUCGGGACGCAUACAACCUGCUCGAGAAAUUUCCUCUCUACGGGGUGGCGCCUAAUAUCUCGACAUUCAACUCGCUCGUGUUGGCUUACUGCAAAUAUGGAGACCUUGCCGGGGCAAGCGGUGUGCUCAAGGCCAUGAUGGGGAGGGGCAUCUUGCCAACGGCAAAAACGUACAAUUACUUCUUUGUGUUCUUCGCCAAGAACGGCAAUGUUGAGCUGGGGAUGAAUCUUUAUAACAAGAUGGUCAACAAUGGUUAUGCGCCGGACCAGACCACUUACAACCUCCUGGUCAAGAUGUUGUGCGAGGCUAAUCGGCUUGAAUUAGUGGUACAGAUGAUAAAGGAGAUGAAGGCUAAUGGCUUUGAGUCUGAUCUGGCAACAAGCACCAUGCUGAUACAUUUGCUUUGCCGAAACCAUCGGUUUGAAGAAGCGUGUGCUGAAUUUGAGGAUAUGUUUCGUCGAGGGCACGUGCCCCAGUAUAUCACUUACAGGAUGCUUAUGAAAGAGCUCAAGCGGCUGGGUUUGGUUCAACUGGAAGAGAAGUUGACCGAUCUAAUGCGCUCAGUACCACAUUCUACAAAGUUGCCUGGCAGCUACAGAGAAAAGGAAGGCGACAAUGCUAAAGAAAAGAGAAAAUUAAUAUUGGAGAAAGCUCAGGCUGUUUCCAAUGUUCUGAAGGAGUGUAAAGAUCCGAAGGAGUUGCACAAGCUAAAAGAUGAUGAAGAAACUGAUGUCCAGGCCGCAGAUAGGAUAGUAGCCAACAUUAGAAAAAGAGUAUAUGGAGGUGUCUCUAGGUUAGCCUCUCCACUUCCUUGA